UCGAAAUCGAAUUGUCUUGUUUUUGACGAGGAAGUUGUGUCAUAAUUUGCGUUUCAAGUUUAUAUUCAUUAAUUAAGGUAUUUAAGUAUUUAAAACAAAAAGAUUAAUUAAGUGUUCUGGACUUGAGUACAUUAAAUUAUAUCAUAUAUGUGCAAAUUUACUUAUUCAGCUUGGAUCUGUAUAAUAGAACAAAACAAGGUCUUGUUUAAUUUCUGUUAACAAUUAUGGAAUCUCCACAACAGUUAGAUGAUUCUAUAGAAUAUUGGAAGAAACAAGCGAAAUAUUAUGAACAAAAAGUCAUUGACAUUCAACAAGAAUUGGACGAAUACACGGAGAAUUCUGCACAGCUCGAAAAAGAGUUAGAAGCUUCAUUAGUCCAAGUAGAAAAACAGAACAGAGAUCUGGAACACCAAAACCAAAGGCUUAAAAAUGAAAUAGAAAUGCUUAGGAAUAAGUUAGAAAGAAGUCAGCAUGAGACAAAUGCUUUAGAAAAUGAAUUACAAACACUUAAAAAAGAAAAAGAGAAACAAUCAACAUAUGUUAGAGAAAUAGAGCAGAAAAAUGACGAUCUAGAAAGAGGUCAAAGAGUCAUAGCAGAAUCGGUGGCUUGUAUUGAAGCACUAUUAAAUCAAGCAUAUGAGAGAAAUGCAGUACUAGAGAGUGAGGUGGAUGAAGUUGAAAAUCUCAGGAUUAAAUUACAACGAGCUAAUGAUGAAGCAAGAGAUCUUAAGCAAGAAUUGAAAGUAAUAGAAAAGAUUCCAGCGAUAAAGAAAGAAGACGGAGGUACAAAUGAAAGUGUCUGCAACGGUCACUCGAAUACCUCUCGAACUCAAGUUGAAAUUGAAACACAAACAUCAAUAGCAUCUCCACUUCGACGAGAAAUAAACGGAAAUGCGAUGACUCCAUCUUCCCGAGUGUCUGCUAUAAAUAUAGUGGGAGAUCUACUGCGGAAAGUGGGGGCUUUGGAAUCAAAGUUAGCAUCGUGUCGCGGUUCGGUUAGACCUAAAGAACAUUCGCCAAACUCUGCUACGGAUGUGAAUAAGGACUACAGGUGUGUACUCAAGAACUAAGACUUGCCGAAUACAGUAACACGUCAACUUUGCGACAAAUAAACAGCGUCAGCUUUUUAUAGUAUGAUACUAUAUAGAUCGAAUAUUACAAAAAUAGCUUUUGUUUACUCUAUCUAAUAUUAUACUGUGAUUGGAAUCACAUUUCCUAAUAUACUUAUAUCUGUGAUGAUAAAAAUAAAUAAGUUAAAUUUUCGUAAAAACAGAUUUCGGCCUACCCACCGUUGACAUCGCAACACCACACGGGUACAUAGCUUUGCUUCAUGCAUUGUGUUAUAUCUGUUCACAAAACGUAUAUAAUACGAGUUUAAAUCAAGUCAAGUCAGGCAUUACUUACCCAACAAUAAAACGCGUUAAAAGAUUCCAUCAGAAACAAUUUUCGAUAUCAAUCAUAAUAAUUACAAUUAUAAUAUUAUUUGUAUAAAUAUGAUGUACUAUAUUUUCUAUUGGGAGUUUUAUGUAAAUAAUAUAGCACUUUAUGAAAUUGUUGGCACUGAAAAAUUUUAUAAUCAAUAUUAGUUUCAGUAUGUAAAACUUAUGGCGAUUUAUUUUUCAUACACUUUUUAAUUGCAACAUUUAGGAUGUUAUAAUAUUAGAAAUGUGAUUAAUGAAGUACCUAUAUUACCGUGCUAAAACGACGUUAACGAAAUAAUAUGUACCAUAAUAAUAAAUAAGUCCGCAUAACAAUAUUUGCUCAGUAGGUAAUACCGAAUGGGGUGUAUUAAAUAAUUUAUUUAACAGCGUGUUUUUGGAAUUACAUAUUCAACAUUUUUGUGUGACUAACAUGAGUGUGAGUUCUCGUCUGGGAAAGUUUUGUUUUCAGCUUCAGAAUUCAUUGACUACUUCAUUAACAUUCUGUCAAUGUAUUAUUUACAUUCCUUUUCAGUAAUAAAUGUUUUAAUUUAACGUAUCUUUAAUCCUGCAUGCAAUAAUAUAUAAUAUAGUAAAGUUAAGUUACUAUGUAUUUGUACCUUUAAAUUUAAAUCUUGCCUUAAUUUCUAACGCAGUGUUGCAAAAAAUAUAGAAAAAUGUGAAAAAAAAAACAUUUUUACCCAUGUGAAAUGCAAUAGAAUUUAAAUUAAUGUAUCUGUAAGCAAUAAGUCUCAUAUAGAAUAAA
Messenger RNA from Colias croceus (clouded yellow), 2184 nucleotides. It is a transcript of the gene nudE, whose product is annotated as nuclear distribution protein nudE-like 1-B. The record is from RefSeq and is a predicted model, not a curated record. Gene Ontology annotation, biological process: microtubule nucleation; establishment of mitotic spindle orientation; mitotic centrosome separation. NCBI's taxonomy places the organism in Eukaryota, Metazoa, Arthropoda, Insecta, Lepidoptera, Pieridae. Gene Ontology annotation, molecular function: microtubule binding. The transcript has 7 exons. Gene Ontology annotation, cellular component: kinetochore; centrosome; kinesin complex. Bases 225 to 1070 code for a protein of 281 amino acids.